AAAGCUCGAGGCAAAAUAUCUCUCUCUCGCUCUCUGGUUCCAGUUUUCUUGUGAAGCAGUUCGAUAAAGCUCGAGGCCAUCUAUGGAAUCAUGUGCAAGGAUUCUCUCCCCUACUCACUUCCCUUCUCUUUUCCCACGGCCCAAUUUAAACAGAAGCAAUUUCAAUCCAGUUUGGCCAAAAAAGGCAGAAGCUUCCAAGUCUUUGCGCUUGCAUUGCCAUAAGAUGUAUGUCCCCGGGUUUGGAGAAGCGUCGCCCGAAGCGAAGGCAGCCAAGAAUCUGCACAAUUUCUUCACGUAUGUUGCUGUUAGGAUCGUGACUGCGCAGCUUGAGAGCUACAAUCCAGAGGCGCACGCAGAAUUAAUGGAGUUUCUUGAUAGGCAUUCACUGAACGAUGGGGACAAGUUCCUGAGCAAUUUGAUGCGGGAAUCCUCAAGGCAUAAGAGUCUCGCAUUGCGCAUACUAGAGGUUCGAUCUGCAUACUGCAAAAACGAUUUCGAAUGGGACAACCUCAAGCGAUUAGCAUCCAAAAUGGUUGGUGAAUCUAACACGAGACUGAUGAGGGAAUAUGUGACAGAGACGAGUCCAGAUGCCGAAAAGUGAGGAAAUUCUGCACCUUCUGUUUUUGCUAUUAUUAUACAUGAAUUCAGUGUAUUUAUAAUAUGAUCAUGCCACUCCACUUGUUGGGGCUUUGUUCCAAACAAAAAUUGGUAAACUCAAUCAUGGAAAUAUAUACAGAUUGAAUUGUUCUUGUGA
Cucurbita moschata (crookneck pumpkin) is the source of this 754-nucleotide messenger RNA. RefSeq names its product chaperonin-like RBCX protein 1, chloroplastic. The record is from RefSeq and is a predicted model, not a curated record. The coding region runs from base 83 to 601 and encodes 172 amino acids. Gene Ontology annotation, biological process: ribulose bisphosphate carboxylase complex assembly. Lineage: Eukaryota; Viridiplantae; Streptophyta; Magnoliopsida; Cucurbitales; Cucurbitaceae. Gene Ontology annotation, molecular function: protein folding chaperone. The transcript has 6 exons.